This is a messenger RNA of Nasonia vitripennis (jewel wasp), 1131 nucleotides long. RefSeq names its product protein hairy-like (gene hry). The transcript is spliced from 3 exons. Bases 1 to 1131 code for a protein of 376 amino acids. The record is from RefSeq and is marked provisional. Gene Ontology annotation, biological process: regulation of transcription by RNA polymerase II; regulation of neurogenesis; anterior/posterior pattern specification. NCBI's taxonomy places the organism in Eukaryota, Metazoa, Arthropoda, Insecta, Hymenoptera, Pteromalidae. Gene Ontology annotation, molecular function: protein dimerization activity; RNA polymerase II cis-regulatory region sequence-specific DNA binding; DNA-binding transcription factor activity, RNA polymerase II-specific. Gene Ontology annotation, cellular component: nucleus.
AUGGUUACUGGAGUAAACGCCAGCAUGCCGACCGGAGGUGUCACCGUUGGUGCCACUCCACCGGCCCAGCACGUGCCACAGGAGGCCGUGCAGCCUCCGACGGCACAGACCACCACCACCACGGCCACAACCACGACACCGGCCGCACCAAGGAGGUCCAGCGAGAACCGACGGAGCAACAAGCCCAUCAUGGAAAAAAGACGUCGCGCUCGCAUCAACAACUGCCUGAAUGACCUCAAGGCACUCAUCCUGGACGCAAUGAAAAAAGACCCAGCCAGACACUCGAAACUCGAAAAAGCCGACAUACUCGAAAUGACUGUUAAGCACUUGGAGACUCUCCAGCGUCAACAGGUUGCUCUUGCGUCCGCCACCGACCCGAACGUGCUCAACAAGUUCCGUGCAGGUUUCACCGAAUGCGCUAACGAGGUCGGCAGGUUCCCCGGACUCGAGGCUUCCAUGAAGCGCCGUCUCCUGGCACAUCUCUCCACCUGUCUCAGCAACGCCGACAGCAACUCUGCCAACCAGACAACAGCCAGCCAGUCAGUGCAAUCAGCCCAGACCACCACAACCCAGCUGCAAGUGCACAUCCUGCCGCAGGUUGAUGCCUCCACCAUCCAAGUGCAACAGUCCAACGGCAUCGUCUACAUGAACGCCAACGGCACCGCCCUCCAGCUCGUGCCCACGAGGCUGCCCAACGGAAACAUCGCUCUCGUCGCCGCCGGAGCCAAGAGCACCACCAGUGUAGUCAGCCCUGUCUCGUCGCCCUCAAGCUCGCCCGCGCCGUCUUCGCCUCUGCCAACGCUCAUUCCCAUCCCCCAGAGGACCGCCAGCACCGCCUCCGCCUCGUCUUCGACCUCCUCGACGAGCUCGACCUCCACCUCGGCAGCCAGCCCAGUGGCCUUCGAGGCGCCGCCAUCCAACUUCCGCGAACAGUCGCAGUCGCCUAUCGCCUACACCAACGUCAGCCACCGCGACGUCGCCACCUCGCCGGCCACCACCACCGGCUACACCAGCGACCCGGAGUUCGACCCCCGCGUCUACAGCCCACCUCUUCAGAAACCCAUCAGCCUCGUCAUGAGGAAGAGCGUGAUCAAGGAGUCCAUGGAGCAGAAGUACUUCCGACCCUGGUAA